This is a messenger RNA of Dipodomys ordii (Ord's kangaroo rat), 6822 nucleotides long. RefSeq names its product tectorin alpha (gene Tecta). The transcript is spliced from 24 exons. The record is from RefSeq and is a predicted model, not a curated record. Lineage: Eukaryota; Metazoa; Chordata; Mammalia; Rodentia; Heteromyidae. Bases 36 to 6488 code for a protein of 2150 amino acids. Gene Ontology annotation, biological process: cell-matrix adhesion. Gene Ontology annotation, molecular function: protein binding.
UUCUGACUCAGUUCCUCCAGCCUCUACAAAACAGGAUGAAUUAUUCAUCAUUGCUUAGAAUUUGGGUCUCUUUCAUCUUCGCACUUGUACAGCACCAAGUUCAGCCCAGGGAGCUCAUGUAUCCAUUUUGGCAGAAUGACACCAAAACACCUAAAGUGGACGAUGGGAGCUCAUCUGAGAUCAAGCUGGCCAUCCCGGUUCUCUUCUUUGGCGUUCCUUACCGCACUGUCUAUGUCAAUAACAACGGCGUUGUUUCCUUCAACGUGCUGGUGAGCCAGUUUACACCGGAAUCCUUUCCCCUGACGGAUGGGAGGGCCUUCAUCGCCCCAUUUUGGGCAGACGUGCACAACGGAAUUCGAGGCGAGAUCUAUUACAGAGAGACCAUGGACCCCGUCAUCUUGAAAAGAGCCACCAAGGACAUCAGGAAGUACUUCAAAGACAUGCCAACCUUCUCUGCCACUUGGGUUUUCAUUGUGACAUGGGAGGAAGUCACAUUUUAUGGCGGCAGCAGCACCACACCUGUGAACACCUUCCAGGCUGUCCUGGUGUCUGAUGGCUCCUAUACAUUCACGCUCUUCAAUUACUAUGAAAUCAACUGGACCACUGGGACGGCAAGUGGCGGUGACCCACUGACGGGUCUUGGGGGAGUGAUGGCUCAGGCUGGAUUUAAUGGCGGAAACCUCACCAAUUUCUUCAGCCUCCCAGGGUCAAGAUCCCCUGAGAUUGUGAAUAUCCAGGAGACCACAAAUGUCAAUGUUCCAGGCCGCUGGGCAUUUAAAGUUGAUGGGAAGGAAAUUGACCCUGCCAAUGGUUGCACAUCCAGGGGACAGUUCCUCCGGCGAGGCGAGGUGUUUUGGGAUGACCUCAACUGCACCAUCAAGUGUCGCUGUCUGGAUUUCAACAAUGAGAUCUACUGCCAGGAGGCCUCCUGCAGCCCCUAUGAGUUGUGUGAACCCAAAGGCAAAUUCUUCUACUGCAGCCCCGUGGAGACCAGCACAUGCGUGGUGUUCGGCGAGCCGCACUACCACACUUUUGACGGCUUCCUCUUCCACUUCCAAGGUUCCUGUGCCUACCUGUUGGCCCGACAGUGCUUGCAGGCUUCCAGCCUCCCCUUCUUCAGUGUGGAGGCCAAGAAUGAGCACAGAGGGGGCUCUGCCGUCUCCUGGGUAAAGGAGCUCGCCAUUGAGGUGAAUGGCUACAAGAUUCUCAUCCCCAAAGGAAGCUACGGAAGAGUCAAGGUGAAUGACCUGGUGACUUCUUUGCCCGUCACCUUAGACUUGGGGACAGUGAAAAUCUACCAGAGUGGCAUGUCUACAGCCGUGGAAACGGACUUUGGGCUCUUGGUGACGUUCGAUGGUCAGCACUACGCGUCCAUUUCCAUCCCGGGCUCUUACAUAAACUCCACUUGUGGGCUCUGUGGGAACUACAACAAGAACCCACUGGAUGACUUCCUCCGGCCCGACGGCAGGCCAGCCAUGUCCGUGCUGGACCUAGGGGAGAGCUGGCGCGUCUACCACGCCGACUGGAAGUGCGGCUCCGGCUGCGUGGACAACUGUACUCAGUGCGAUGCCACCACGGAAGCGCUGUACUUCGGCCCUGACUACUGCGGCUUCCUCAACAAGACGGAAGGCCCCCUGUGGGAGUGCGGCACCGUCGUGGACCCCACCGCCUUCGUGCACAGCUGCGUGUAUGACCUGUGCAGCGUGAGGGACAACGGGACGCUCCUCUGUCAAGCCAUCCAGGCCUACGCCCUGGUGUGCCAAGCCCUGGGUAUCCCAAUUGGAGACUGGCGGACCCAGACUGGGUGUGUGUCCACCGUGAGAUGCCCAAGCUUCAGCCACUACUCCGUGUGCACCAGCAGCUGCCCCGACACCUGCUCCGACCUCACAGCCUCUCAGAACUGUGCCACGCCUUGCACGGAGGGCUGCGAGUGCAACGAGGGCUUCGUCCUCAGCACCAGCCAGUGUGUCCCCCUGCACAAGUGCGGCUGCGACUUCGACGGCCACUACUACACCAUGGGGGAGUUCUUCUGGGCCACGGCCAACUGCACGGUGCAGUGCCUGUGCGAGGAGGGCGGAGACGUCUACUGCUUCAACAAGACCUGCCGCCACGGGGAGGUGUGCGCGGUGGAAGACGGCUACCAGGGCUGCUUCCCCGAGCGUGAGACCGUGUGCCUGCUGGGCCAGAACCAGGUGCUGCGCACCUUCGAUGGCGCAGCCUACGCCUUCCCCUCCGAGUUCUCCUACACCCUCCUGAAGACCUGCCCCGACCGCCCCGACUACCUGGAAAUUGACAUCAACAAGAAGAAGCCGGAUGCAGGGCCCGCCUGGCUCCGAGGGCUUCGGAUCCUGGUGGCCGACCAGGAGGUCAAGAUAGGCGGAAUCGGGGCUUCAGAAAUCAAGCUGAACAGCCAGGAAGUGGAAUUACCCUUUUUCCAUCCUUCGGGGAAGCUAGAGAUUUAUCGCAACAGAAACAGCACAACGGUGGAGUCCAAAGGCGUGGUGACCGUCCAGUACUCGGACGCAGGUCUGCUGUACAUCCGCCUGUCCACCGCGUACUUCAACUGCACCGGGGGCCUGUGUGGCUUCUUCAACGCCAAUGCCAGUGACGAGUUCUGCCUGCCCACCGGCAGGUGCACCGACAACCUGGCUGUGUUCCUCGAGAGCUGGACCACGUUCGAGGAAAUCUGCAACGGGGAAUGCGGGGACCUGCUGAAGGCCUGCAACAACGACUCGGAGCUGCUCAAGUUCUACCGGAGCCGCUCCCGGUGCGGCAUCAUCAACGACCCCUCCAACAGCUCCUUCCUAGAGUGCCAUGCGGUGGUCAACGUCACCGCCUACUACCGCACCUGCCUCUUCCGCCUGUGCCAGAGUGGAGGCAACGAGUCGGAGCUCUGCGACUCGGUGGCGCGGUACGCCGGCGCGUGCAAGAACGCCGAUGUGGAGGUGGGCCCCUGGAGGACGUACGACUUCUGCCCCCUGGAGUGCCCAGAGAACAGCCACUUUGAGGAGUGCAUGACGUGUACCGAGACAUGUGAGACCUUGGCCCUGGGCCCCAUCUGCGUGGACAGCUGCUCGGAAGGAUGCCAGUGCGAUGAGGGCUACGCCCUGCAGGGCAGCCAGUGUGUGGCCCGGAGCGAGUGCGGCUGCAGCUUUGAGGGGCACCAGCUUGCCACCAACGAGACCUUCUGGGUGGACCAGGACUGUCAGAUCUUCUGCUACUGCAACGGCACGGACAACAGUGUCCACUGCGAGACCCUCCCCUGCAGGGAUGACGAGUUCUGCAUGGAGGAGGGCGGCCUGUAUGGCUGCCGGGCCCGCACUGAUGCCUCCUGCAUCAUCUCCGGCUACGGCCACUACCUCACCUUUGACGGCUACCCCUUUGACUUCCAGUCCAGCUGCCCGCUCAUCCUGUGCACCACAGGAAACAGACCGAGCUCGGACACCUUCCCCAAGUUCAUCGUGACAGCCAAGAACGAGGACCGGGACCCGUCCCUGGCCUUGUGGGUCAAGCAGGUGGAUGUGACUGUGUUCGGCUACAGCAUCGUGAUCCUCCGUGCCUACAAACACACAGUGCUGGUCAAUGGUGAACGGCUUUAUCUGCCCCUGAAGCUGGGUCAAGGGAAGAUAAACAUCUUUUCCUUUGGCUUCCACGUGGUGGUGGAGACUGACUUUGGCCUGAAGGUCGUGUAUGAUUGGAAGACGUUCCUGUCCAUCACCAUCCCCCGGAGUAUGCAGAACGGCACCUACGGCCUGUGUGGCCGCUACAACGGAAACCCCGAUGACGACCUGGAGAUGCCCAUGGGUCUGCCCGCACUGAGCAUCCAUGAGUUUGGGCAGAGCUGGGUGAAGAGGGACACCUUCUGCCAGGUAGGCUGUGGCGACCGCUGCCCAUCCUGUGCCAAAGUCGAGGGUUUCUCCAAGGUGCAGCAGCUAUGCAGCCUGAUCCCCAGCCAGAGCGCUGGCUUUGCCAAGUGCCACAGCAAGGUCAACCCCACCUUCUUCUACAAGAACUGCCUGUUCGACUCGUGCAUCGAUGGGGGCGCUGUUCAGACGGCCUGUGGCUGGCUCCAGAACUAUGCCAGCACCUGCCAGACUCAGGGCAUCGCCGUGACCGGCUGGAGGAAUUACACCUCGUGCUCGGUCACCUGCCCGCCCAACAGCCACUACGAGAGCUGCGUGAGCGUCUGCCAGCCCCGCUGCGCCGCCAUCCGUCUGAAGAGCGACUGCAACCACUACUGCGUGGAGGGCUGUCAGUGCGAUGCCGGGUACGUCCUCAACGGCAAGAGCUGCAUCCUGCCCCACAGCUGCGGCUGCUACGCCGACGGCAAGUACUACGAGCCCAAGCAGCUGUUCUGGAACAGUGACUGCACGCGGCGCUGCCGCUGCUUCCGGCGCAACCUCAUCCAGUGCGACCCGCGCCAGUGCAAGUCCGGGGAGGAGUGUGCGCUGCGCCAUGGUGCCCGCGGCUGCUUCAGCACCAGGUCCUCCUUCUGCCUGGCGGCCGGCGGUGGUGUCUUCCGCACCUUCGACGGCGCCUUCCUCCGCUUCCCUGCCAACUGCGCCUUCGUGCUCUCCACCAUCUGCCAGAAGCUACCCGACGUCUCCUUCCAGCUCAUCAUCAACUUCGACAAGUGGUCCUCCCCGAACCUCACCGUCAUCUCCCCGGUCUACUUCUACAUCAACGAGGAGCAGAUCCUCAUCAGCGACCGCAAUACCGUCAAGGUGAACGGCACUCAGGUGAAUGUCCCGUUUGUCACGGGCUUGGCCACCAAAAUCUACAGCAGCGAGGGCUUUCUGGUGAUCGACACCAGCCCUGACAUCCGGAUCCACUACAACGGCUACAAUGUCAUUAAAAUCAGCAUCAGCGAGAGGCUGCAGAACAAAGUGUGCGGCCUGUGUGGCAACUUCAAUGGCGACCUGACCGACGACUACGUCACCUUGCGGGGCAAGCCGGUGGUGAGCAGCGUCGUGCUGGCCCAGAGCUGGAAGACCAACGGCAUGCAGAAAAGCUGUAACGAACUGCAGUUCUCGCAGUACGCGGCCACGUGUGACAACGUGCACAUCCAGGCCAUGCAGGGUGAGGGCUACUGCCUGAAGCUCACAGACAUGAAGGGCGUCUUCCAGCCCUGCUACGGGCUCCUCGAUCCCCUCCCCUUCUACGAGUCCUGCUACCUCGACGGCUGCUACAACCUCAAGAAGUUCCAGCUGUGCGGCUCUCUGGCUGCCUACGGGGAGGCCUGCCGCUCCUUCGGCAUCCUCAGCACCGAGUGGAUCGAGAAGGAGAAUUGCUCAGGAGUGGUUGAAGAUCCCUGUGUGGGGGCGGAUUGUCCCAACCGCACGUGUGAGCUGGAGAACGGCAGGGAGCUCUGCGGGUGCAUCGAGCCACCCCCCUACGGGAACAACUCCCACGACAUCAUCGACGCAGAGGUGACCUGCAAGGCAGCCCAGAUGGAAGUGUCCAUAUCCAAGUGCAAGCUCUUCCAGCUGGGCUUUGAGAGGGAGGGCGUGAGAGUCAAUGACAGACAGUGCUCCGGAAUCGAGGGGGAAGACUUCAUCUCCUUUCAGAUCAACAACACCAAAGGGAAUUGUGGAAACAUUGUGCAGUCCAAUGGCACUCAUAUCAUGUAUAAAAACACCAUCUGGAUCGAAAGCGCCAACAACACAGGCAACAUCAUCACCAGGGACCGCACCAUCAGCGUGGACUUCUCAUGUGCCUACGAGCUCGAUAUCAAGAUCUCCUUGGAUUCGGUCGUGAAGCCCAUGCUGAGUGUGAUUAAUCUGACGGUUCCAACCCAAGAAGGCAGCUUCACCACCAAGAUGGCGCUCUACAAGAACGCCUCCUACAAGCACCCUUACCGCCAGGGGGAGGUGGUGCUCACCACGCGGGACGUGCUGUAUGUGGGCGUCUUCGUGGUGGGCGCAGACUCCACCCACCUGAUCCUUACGCUCAACAAAUGCUAUGCCACCCCGUCGAGGGACAGCAAUGACAAGCUCCGAUACUUCAUCAUUGAAGGAGGGUGUCAGAACAUUAAAGAUAACACCAUUGGCAUCGAGGAGAACGGCGUCUCCCUCACCUGCCGCUUUCACGUCACCGUCUUUAAGUUCAUCGGGGAUUACGACGAGGUUCAUCUUCACUGUGCUGUGUCGCUCUGUGACUCAGAAAAAUACUCGUGUAAAAUUAACUGCCCACAAAAUUCCAGGAUUGCCAAGGAUUACGCAAAGGAGCCCAAGGAACAGAUCAUUUCAGUGGGGCCUAUUAGAAGGAAAAGGCUGGACUGGUGUGAGGACAACGGAGGGUGUGAGCAGAUUUGCACGAGCCGGGUGGACGGGCCUCUGUGCAGCUGCGUGACGGGCACUCUCCAGGAGGACGGCAGGAGCUGCCGAGCCUCCAAUUCUUCCAUCGAGCUUCAAGUCUGGACAAUUCUGCUCAUCGUGACGCAGAUUUCAUUAUGGCACUUUGUGUACACAUCAGGCCUGACCUCAUAAUCAACUCAAGGUGGCUCUAUAAAGUACUGUAACUUCCUCACUGCAACUCCUCACAGGGUAGAGCGUGUGUGUCCCUAAGUACAGCCCCUUCCUCCUGGUUACAGGCCCAGAGACCCGUGAUCCGCCCCCCCCCAUGCCUCUGUCAGUGUCUGCAGUGGGGUGGGAAAAGCAAGCGUGGAGAGUGUGAAUUCCCACCCCACCCCCCGACAGUGCUCACUAGAAACCUCUAGUCAUCACAACAAAAAUCCGGAAAGGAAGUCUAACCUGACGUCUGCCUGGACAUCACUGCGAUCUCUGGGUCACCGGGAGGGGGUGGUUCUUUUGUUAUUUUGUU